AUGGGAUCUGAUAAGCAUUCUGCUCGUUUGCUACAUAACCUCAAAAUGGAGAGAGUCAGGACGAUUCUAACACAUACUUACCCUUACCCGCACGAGCAUUCACGUCACGCUAUGAUUGCUAUUGUUUUGGGUUGCCUAUUCUUCAUCUCUUCUGAGAACAUGCACACCCUCAUAGAAAAGUUGGACAACAACUUCAAAUGGUGGUCCAUGUAUGCUUGCUUGCUUGGAUUCUUCUAUUUCUUUUCGUCUCCAUUCAUCGGAAAGACUAUUCGACCAAGCUACUCAACCUUCAGUCGAUGGUACAUUGCUUGGAUUUUAGUUGCGGCUUUGUACCAUCUCCCAAGUUUUCAGUCAAUGGGUUUGGAUUUGAGGAUGAAUCUGUCCUUGUUUCUAACGAUAUACAUAUCAUCCAUAGUCUUCCUUCUUGUCUUCCACGUCAUUUUUCUUGGCCUUUGGUAUAUUGGUCUUGUUUCUCGUGUGGCUGGAAGACGCCCAGAGAUCUUAACCAUUCUUCAAAAUUGUGCUGUUCUUAGCAUAGCUUGCUGUAUCUUCUACAGCCAUUGUGGUAACCGUGCUAUUCUUAAGCAAACACCCCUUGAAAGACAGCAUACUAGCUGGUUAACUAAAGGAGAUGGUGGAAACAGUACUUGGCUUGCCAAAUUCAUUCACAUUGAUGAGCUGAAAGAACAAGUGUGUUCAUCAUGGUUUGCUCCUGUUGGAUCUGCAAGUGAUUAUCCAUUAUUGUCCAAAUGGGUCAUUUAUGGAGAGUUGGCAUGCAAUGGUUCUUGUCCUGAUUCAUCUGAUGAAAUAUCUCCUAUAUAUUCUUUGUGGGCAACUUUCAUUGGUCUUUACAUUGCCAAUUAUGUAGUGGAGAGAUCAACAGGGUGGGCUUUGGCACAUCCUGUGUCUGUAGACAAUUAUGAGAAGUUGAAGAAGCAGCAAAUGAAACCUCAUUUCUUAGAUAUGGUGCCUUGGUACUCAGGGUUCCCCUGUUUAACUUCGGCUGAUUUGUUUAAAACUGUGUUUGACCUCCUAGUAUCAGUGACUGUGUUUCUUGGCCGCUUUGACAUGCGGAUGAUGCAGGCUGCAAUGAGCAAAACUAGUGAUGAAGACAAGAGAAAAGAGCUAUUAUAUGAUCAUUUUACUGACAAGGAUGAUUUUUGGUUUGACUUCAUGGCUGAUACUGGUGAUGGUGGAAAUUCAUCAUAUUCUAUUGCAAAACUUCUUGCUCAGCCUUUUAUCAGAGUUCCCUUGGAUGAUGAUCUUGUAUCUCUACAAAGGGGUAAUGUCCUGCUUAUUGGUGGAGAUCUUGCAUACCCUAAUCCAUCAGCAUUUACAUAUGAAAAACGUUUGUUUAGUCCUUUUGAGUAUGCGCUUCAACCUCCACAUUGGUACAAAAAGGACUCGAUUUCUGUUAACAAGCCUGAAUUGCCUGAAGGAGUGUCUGAUAUAAAGGAUUAUGAUGGUCCUCAAUGUUUUCUUAUCCCUGGAAACCAUGACUGGUUUGAUGGACUCAAUACUUUCAUGAGGUAUAUAUGCCAUAAAAGUUGGCUUGGUGGCUGGUUUAUGCCCCAAAAGAAAAGCUAUUUUGCCCUUCAGCUACCUAAAGGAUGGUGGGUGUUUGGUUUGGAUCUCGCUCUUCAUGGUGAUAUUGAUGUCUAUCAGUUCAAUUUCUUCUCUGAGUUAGUCAAGGAGAAGGUUGGGGAGAAUGAUGCAGUGAUCAUAAUCACACAUGAGCCGAACUGGCUUCUUGAUUGGUAUUGGAAAGACGAAACUGGAAAGAACAUGAGACACUUGAUAUGCAAUUUUCUGAAAGACAGGUGUAAACUUCGAAUGGCAGGAGAUUUACAUCAUUAUAUGCGUCAUUCAUGUACUACUCAACCAUCAGAUGGAGCACCUCCUCAUGUCCAACAUCUCAUUGUUAAUGGUUGUGGAGGAGCUUUUUUGCAUCCCACACAUGUCUUCAGCGACUUUUCAAAGUUUUAUGGUGCUUCUUAUGAAAGUAAAUCUGCAUAUCCUUCUUUCAGUGAUUCAAGCAAGAUUGCUUUGGGGAAUAUUUUGAAGUUUAGGAAAAAGAAUUGGCAAUUUGAUUUCAUUGGUGGCAUCAUAUACUUUCUCUUGGUCUUUUCCUUGUUCCCUCAAUGUAAGCUAGGCCACAUUUUACGAGGUGAUUCAUUUUCUGGCCACCUGGGGAGUUUCUUUGGCACAGUUUGGGUCGCAUUUGUGUACGUAACAGAGCAGUCAUAUGUGUCUUUCACCGGUGUUCUUAUGUUGCUAAUAGUUGCAAUUAUGUUUGUUCCCUCAAAAAUAUCUCGCAAGAAACGACUACUAAUUGGAGUUCUUCAUGUUGCUGCACACUUGACUGCUGCUUUGAUCCUUAUGCUGUUGUUGGAACUCGGCAUAGAAAUCUGUAUUCAGCAUAAGCUUCUUGCAACCUCCGGUUAUCAUACAUUGUAUCAAUGGUACAAAUCAGUAGAAAAUGAACACUUUCCGGACCCCACUGGCCUUCGAGCUCGCAUUGAACAAUGGACAUUUGGAUUUUAUCCUGCUUGCAUCAAGUACCUUAUGUCAGCAUUUGAUAUUCCUGAGGUUAUGGCGGUUACAAGGACUAACAUUUGCAAAGAAGGAAUGGAGUCGCUUUCUCGAAGUGGAGCAGCUAUAUAUUAUGCUUCAGUCUUCCUCUACUUUUGGGUCUUCUCAACUCCUGUUGUGUCUUUGGUCUUUGGAAGUUACUUAUAUAUCAGCAUCAACUGGCUUCACAUACAUUUUGAUGAAGCUUUCUCUUCACUUCGGAUCGCUAAUUACAAAUCAUUCACCCGUUUACACAUCAAACCUAAUGGAGACCUUGAAGUCUUCACUCUUGGAGUAGAUAAAGUGCCAAAGGAAUGGAAGCUAGACAAAGACUGGGAUUCAGAGCCAAGACCGACUGUGAAGAUGAGUCAUCAUAGAAGGUUUCCAAGCAAAUGGUGUGCAACAACAUUGCACCAAGAUCCUAUCAACACUGUAAAGAUUGUUGACCGAUUUGUUAUCCAUAGAUCAGAGCAAGAAAAUGGAGGAUCGUAG
Messenger RNA from Microthlaspi erraticum, 3063 nucleotides. The record is from the annotation of a GenBank genome assembly. Lineage: Eukaryota; Viridiplantae; Streptophyta; Magnoliopsida; Brassicales; Brassicaceae.